Molecule: messenger RNA, 1744 nt
Organism: Aspergillus heteromorphus CBS 117.55
Lineage: Eukaryota; Fungi; Ascomycota; Eurotiomycetes; Eurotiales; Aspergillaceae
Product: TPR domain protein
Exons: 1
Coding region: 75-1616 (513 amino acids)
Biological process (GO): protein quality control for misfolded or incompletely synthesized proteins
Cellular component (GO): i-AAA complex
Molecular function (GO): misfolded protein binding
Source: RefSeq, a predicted model, not a curated record
GGAAUUGGUUGGGUUCUACCACCACAAUUCCACAAUCACAAAGACACACCACACCACAAUCAAAUACAACUGCAAUGUUCCGCACCGCAACCCGGCGCGCUGCCAGCGCCACCAGCAGCGCCCUCCGCAACACCCAGCAACAGCAACAUCAACAUCAACACAUCCCCCUCCGGCCCUCGCAUCUCAAACCCACCAGCACCCCUCUCCAAACCCAACGUCGCGCCCUCACCUACUUCCAACGCCUUCGACGCGGCUACGACGCCUCCAAGAAAGACAUCUGGCGGCGCAACCCGAUCCUCCUCCCCUUCGCCAUCCUGUCCGUGAUUACCGGGGCCGGCAUCUUCGGCUUCGUCAACUACAUCGAGCUGACGCAGAACGUGCCGCAGUACAGCCGGUACCCGGACGUGGUGUCGGAGCGGCUGCGCACCGCGGUGUAUUACACGGAGAUCGACCUGAACCCGAUUAAGGCGGCCCAGGCGUACCAGGAGGCGUUGAAGUUGGCGCUGGAGAAUAACAUGCAUCCGUACUGCGAGGAGGUCAUUGGGAUCCGUCUGCAGACGGCGAUGAUGCUCGAGAAGGCCGGGCUGGUGAAGGCGUCGGUGCAGAUUCUGGAGGGGUUGUUGGCGGGUACGACAGGUUAUGUGAGGAGUCAGAGGGCGGCGUGGGGUAGUCUGGAGAAGGAGAUGGCGGUUAGGGAGGAGGUGAAGAGGAUUCAGGAGGAGGAGCAGCAGCAGCAGAAGAAGGAGGAUGGACCGUGGGUCGUGAAGGCUAAGGGGGAGGAAUUUGAGGACGUGAAGGGUCGGGAUAGGACCGUGGAUCAGCAGGAGGUGACGGUGGUCCUUGAGAGUGACCCCCUGGCGGUGCGACGCCUGGAUACGGCCCUGCGCAAGAUGGUGGGCAUCUGCAUGAAACUGGCGGCUCUGUAUGCGAGCGACUACAUGCAGGAGGAAGAUAAGGCGCAGGAUCGACAGGAGCUGGCGGUGGAAAUAUCCCUGACCGAGAUGAACCGUCGAAUGAAGAUGGGGCUGCCGGUCGGCGGCCUCAGCGGCGGCGAAGACAACUGGUUGAGUCUGGCGGACAUCGCCACCGCGCUGACCGAGCUGGCCGGCUUGCAUGUCGGCGAGUGGCAUUUCAAGCUGGCGCAGCCGUUAUACCUGCGUGCCCUGGACCUGGUGUGCGCCGCAGAGGGCGACGAGACCUUCUCCCCCAAGCGCAUCACCCUCCUCAGCAACAUCGCCACUUGCGCGGCCGAGCACGCGAUGGGCGAAAAAACGGACGGUUUGUUCGAUGCGGCGCGCAAGUGGGCACGGAUGGCCCUCGAUGCGAAAGCCAAGGUAACGUAUAGUGAUGAGCCAGAGUUACGACUGCAGCAGGAGGAAGAAUGCCAGUUCUCCUGUUGUUCGUCGUUCAUGACAUUGGGGGAGCUGAGUUGGUUCCAGCAGAAGUAUGAGGAUGCUACAGCGGCUUACACAAAAGCCAAGGAGAUAGCUGACGGCUUAGGCGACAAGGAGCUGCAGAAAAAACUCAAGCAGACCUUGGAAGAUGUUCGACGAGAAGAAGAGAGAAAGACUCAGGAAGCCAAGGAGAAAGAUGCCAGGGAAGGCAAAAAAGAGUGAAUUUGACGAUAUGGAUGUAUAGAUAGAGACAGCAGUGUAUAUAUAUAGUUACCACAGGGACGAUGAUGAAUCAAAGAAAGGAAAACUACGACUUCAAAAAAGAGCAUGAGCACGGGCCGAAAGAAUUG